Molecule: messenger RNA, 690 nt
Organism: Peronospora matthiolae
Lineage: Eukaryota; Oomycota; Peronosporomycetes; Peronosporales; Peronosporaceae
Source: the annotation of a GenBank genome assembly
AUGACCAGCAACAUCGAAUCGUCGCCUCAUUUCAUGAUCAUGUACGGUUGUACGUCACCAUUCAACGAUAACGGUCGUGCACGUCUGCCGACUAUCAACUUUAUGGUCAACCGUGACGCACUUCCCAAGAGUACAAGCAGCGUCCCCAUGACCACAUCGACAAAGCAUUCCAAGAGCACAAGCAGCUUUGUGAAUAAGUCCUGUGUAAAUCAGCGGGAGAAAUAUCGAGAUCUCACAACUGCGUCGUUGCAAUCGGCAGAACUGCAGCUCAACAAUAUCCAAAGCGAUACUGCUGUCAUCCAGCAGCUGGCUGAGCAGCCGACAAGAACAAUUGUGCUCGCGCUUCACCGUUUGAACAAGCGCGUCAUCACCGCCAAGCUUUGUGGCAAGACAGAGUGCAACAAGCGUGCCAAAACUGGCGGCUUUUGCAUCGCCCAUGGGGGUGGCCUGCGCUGCUUGGAUGCCGACUGUACGAAACACGCACUAAGCCACGGACUAUGCAUCCAUCACGGUGGAGGCAAGCGCUGCGCAGUAGACGGAUGUUUUAGUGCAUCUCGAAAAGCUGGUGUGUGCUGGAGGCAUGGGGGCAAGCGCCUCUGCAAGGUCGAAGGAUGCAACAAAGGUCCCAAGACCGGCGGGUACUGCUGGAGUCACGGUGUCAAGAGGAAAAAAGAGCUGGCUGCGAUGUAA